This is a messenger RNA of Phaeoacremonium minimum UCRPA7, 660 nucleotides long. Its product is annotated as putative heat shock protein 30 protein. The transcript has a single exon. The record is from RefSeq and is a predicted model, not a curated record. Bases 1 to 660 code for a protein of 219 amino acids. Lineage: Eukaryota; Fungi; Ascomycota; Sordariomycetes; Togniniales; Togniniaceae. Gene Ontology annotation, biological process: protein folding; response to heat; response to salt stress.
AUGGCUUUCUUCCCUCGAUCCUAUCUCUCUCCUGAGACCUCCUUCACUCCUCUCUUCCGCCUCCUCGACGACUUCGACAACUACUCCCGCGAGGUCCAAGGCAAAGAGGGCAACAAUGGCCGUCGCGGUCAGCACGCAGUUCGCACUUUCAACCCACGCUUCGAUGUCCGCGAGACGGAGAACAGCUACGAACUGCACGGCGAGCUCCCUGGAAUUGAGCGCGACAACGUCCAGAUCGAGUUCACCGAGCCCCAGACCAUUGUGAUCCGCGGCCGCGUCGAGCGCACCUACACCGCCGGCACUCCACCAGCUGGCCUUGUUGGCGACACACAGAUGAGCGGCGCCAUCACCGAGGCCGGAGAGAAGGAGAAGGAGAGCCACCACGCCAGCGUCUCCGACGAGGCCGACGAGACUGCCAAGGAGAACGGCUCUUCUACCGAGAUCCAGAAGGCGGGUGAGAAGCAGGCUCCCGCUGCUCCGGCUCAGCCAGCUGAGAAGUACUGGGUCAGCGAGCGCAGCAUUGGCGAGUUCUCACGCACCUUCUCAUUCCCCACUCGCGUCGACCAGGACGCCGUCAGCGCCAGCCUGACCAACGGCAUCCUGAACGUCACUGUUCCCAAGGCGAAGAAGCACGAGUCCCGCCGCAUCAACAUCAACUAA